AUGGAUCCUCUCAGUAUCCCAGCCGGACAAGAGGAAAACAUGGUCAAGGAACAUGUCGCCAAUUCGCAGGCCGAUUCCAAGCCGGAUUCAGGGCGUUUGAAACCUUUUGUUCUGCAGCAGACAGACAAUUCUAUCGGAUCUGGACUGGAUCCUCGCGGCCACAACACAUAUGCUCCAGAAGCAAAUCUUCCAUUCAGCGACAUUCAAAACGGGAUAGGCUACGGAGAUGAUGUUCAGUUCUGGGAUGCAGAACCCGAGGAGAAAGACUUCUGGAGACUUCCAAUUACGUCGUAUAUGAUACACGGAAAUACGGAAAAAAUCAAUUUCACGGGUAUAGUCGACACUGCAUGUAGCGACAUUUGUCUUCCGUCUUGUAUUGUGAGGAGGUAUUACGACAAUGUUCCUGGCUCUUACAAACAUGAAAGUGGAGUGUACAUAUUUCCCUCCGACCAAACACUUCCUGAUCUUGUCCUCUACGUCGGGGAAGAGUCUCGUGCUGUGAGAAUCUUGGGGAAAUUUCUCCAACCACAAGGAACUCUGGCUGGCAAGCCUUUCACUAGGGGUACACUUCAGGAGAAUUCGGAGACGUGGGGCACAAUCUUAGGCCACCCCAUAUUCUUUUCACACAUUGUCGUCUUCAAAGGGGUCAGAUCUCUCUCUAUUGGUCUGACAGAGAAAUCUGUCGAGGAAUGA
This is a messenger RNA of Diaporthe amygdali, 693 nucleotides long. RefSeq lists its product as uncharacterized. NCBI's taxonomy places the organism in Eukaryota, Fungi, Ascomycota, Sordariomycetes, Diaporthales, Diaporthaceae. The record is from RefSeq and is a predicted model, not a curated record. The transcript has 3 exons. The coding region runs from base 1 to 693 and encodes 230 amino acids.